AAAACUCAGAAGUUAGGUUAUGUCUAAUUUUUUUUUAUUAGAUUAGACAAUUAUUUUAAAAAAUUCAUAAUUAUUAGUAAAAAUUGGAAAAAUGUGGGCCGAUACAUUGCUUAUUGUGUUUAUAUCCAUUUGUACAGCUUUUAUGGGUGAAGGUCUCACUUGGUUAUUAGUAUAUAAAACAGAAAGAUAUAAAAAACUAAAAGCAGAAGUAGAACGGCAGUGUAAGAAACUUGAAAAAAAGAAGGAGAUCCAUGGAGACACUCUGGACCGGCAACAGAAAAAAAAGAUUGAAAGGGAAGAAGAUAAACUAAAGCACAACAACAGGGAUCUAUCCUUUGUUAAAAUGAAAUCAAUGUUCGCCAUUGGUUUUGCAUUCACUGCUUUAUUAAGCAUGUUUAACAACAUUUUUGAUGGAAGAGUGGUUGCUAAACUCCCAUUCUUGCCUUUAACCUGGAUUCAAGGGCUGAGCCACAGAAACUUGCCUGGUGAUAACUAUUAUGAGUGUUCAUUUAUAUUUUUGUAUAUUUUAUGCACCAUGUCCAUAAGACAAAAUAUUCAGAAAUUGCUUGGGUUUGCCCCAUCGAGGGCGGCUUCUAAGCAAGGAAGCAGCAUUUUCGGACCAACUCCAGGACAAUUUAAAUAAAUGUGUGUAGUGAAUUGAUUAGAACAAUAAAAAUUAACGUUUUUUUUAA
Molecule: messenger RNA, 692 nt
Organism: Anthonomus grandis grandis
Lineage: Eukaryota; Metazoa; Arthropoda; Insecta; Coleoptera; Curculionidae
Product: calcium load-activated calcium channel
Exons: 3
Coding region: 92-643 (183 amino acids)
Biological process (GO): endoplasmic reticulum calcium ion homeostasis
Cellular component (GO): endoplasmic reticulum; cytoplasm; endoplasmic reticulum membrane
Molecular function (GO): calcium channel activity
Source: RefSeq, a predicted model, not a curated record